Molecule: messenger RNA, 919 nt
Organism: Hibiscus syriacus
Lineage: Eukaryota; Viridiplantae; Streptophyta; Magnoliopsida; Malvales; Malvaceae
Product: probable DNA double-strand break repair Rad50 ATPase
Exons: 4
Coding region: 138-653 (171 amino acids)
Source: RefSeq, a predicted model, not a curated record
AGAAAAAGAAGAAGAAGAAGAAGAGAGAGAAACGAAAGCUUUCAUUUCAAAGCAAAAGAGAGAAGAAAUAAAGAGGGGAAUUCAAGGUUGAAAAAGCUUUUUUUUUAAUCUGUGUGAAGAAACUGGAGCUGGGCAAGAUGAUGCAGACUGAGCAGCCUCAGCAGAACAACAACCAGUUGACGGUUCAAAACUCUGGGAGUCUCAGUUUUAGCAGUGUUUUGUCAAAGGAAGAUGAGGAGAUCUCAAAAUCAGCUCUUUCCACUUUCAGAGCCAAAGAAGAAGAGAUUGAGAGGAAGAAGAUGGAGGUUAGAGAGAAAGUUCAACUUCAGUUAGGCCGUGUUGAAGAGGAAACUAAACGUUUGGCCAUGAUUCGUGAGGAGCUCGAAGCACUGGCAGAUCCCAUGAGAAAGGAAGUUGCUGUGGUGAGGAAGAAGAUCGAUGCAGUCAACAAAGAAUUGAAGCCAUUAGGGAAUACCUGCCAGAAAAAGGAAAGGGAAUACAAGGAAGCUCUCGAGGCGUUUAACGACAAGAACAAGGAAAAAGUACAGCUGAUCACGAAAUUAAUGGAGAUUGAACAGCUGGUGAGUGAAAGUGAAAGGUUGAGGAUGAAGAAGCUAGAAGAACUCAGCAAGAACAUAGAUUCAAUACAUUAAUCUAAGUCUCUCAAGUUAUGUUUUUAACUGACUAGGUUUGUGUGAUGUAUUUAAGGUUACUUCGAUAUUUACAUAUGGUUGUGUUACUGUUUUUUUUCUUUUUCUUUCGGGUUUGACGUUUUGUAUGGUGAAUCUUUGUUUUUUCAUUAGCAUUUGAUAAACCCUAGCUGAUUUAGAAAGGGAAAUACCCUAUAAACAGGUUUGUAACUAAAUGCAUCAUUGUGUCUGCAUUUUCUUCUCAGAUAUCUCAUGCUCAAUCUUUUGUA